This is a messenger RNA of Gongylonema pulchrum, 514 nucleotides long. Lineage: Eukaryota; Metazoa; Nematoda; Chromadorea; Rhabditida; Gongylonematidae. The record is from the annotation of a GenBank genome assembly.
UCCAGUAUGGCCAGGAAAUGUUCAUUCUGGUGACUGCGAACAGCAAUCCGUAAGGUCCGUGUAUUCCUCGGAAUCGGCAUCAGCAGCAACUGCUGCUGGAUUGCUACACUUGGAUACGAGUCGCGACGUGCAAAUCGAAACAAUUGGUCUCAAAGCGCUUCCGGAAAGUUUCGAAUUAGGACAAACAAUUGACGGUGAUCUACCGCCCGGAGUUAUUGUUUACUCACAUUUUUCGGUGCAGUACGACAGCCGAGUAAUUUUUAAUGUGUCAGUUGACCCGCAAGCGCAACUGGUCAUUUACGGUCGACGAACAGCGCAACCGUCACCAACUAUUCAUGACUUCGCCGAUAUUAUACGGGCAGAACGGCUGGCCGUCAUACGAAAUUCUUCGUCAAAAAGUCGAAUUAGGCGCUCAUUGACAGAGCAAUUGCUCCGGACAUCCAUCCUGACACACUAUCUACUCGCGGGACGAUGGCAUAUCGGACUGCUCAACGAUGCUGCACAGGUUACUUAA